CCCACCCUGGAGUUCCACAGCGCUGAUGGUGAAUAGCCACUGCUGUGGUUACGGGUGGAGGAGAAGAAGCCGCGGAAGAGUCAGCAGUGGCAGGGGACUGAUGGUUUGGAAUUAGUCUAGUAGAUGUUAUAAUAUUACGUGUGUUACUGGAUCUUUACAAAGCCAAAAGAGAAGGGAAGGGAAAAAUAAAGAAAGAUGGCGGCCGCGGCCUCGCCGGGCUCCGGCUCGUCCACCUCCUCAGACUGGAUUGUACUGAGAGACGGUUGCCUGCGUUGCGACGAGGAGGGCCUGCGAAGCCUUUCCUACCACCCGGCCCUCAACGCUAUCUUAGCCGUUACCAGUCGCGGCAGCAUCAAAGUGAUUGACGGCACUUCGGGAGCCAUUCUCCAGGCUUCAGCGUUGCACGCUAAACCUGGCGGUCGUGUCAGGUGUCAGUACUUCCCUGCAGUGGACAAGGUGCUUUUUGUGGACGACUAUGCUGUGGGAUGCAGGAAGGACCUGAACGGAAUUCUGCUCCUGGACACAGCUCUCCAGCCUCCAGUGGCCAAACCAGAGGAUAUGGUUCAGUUGGAACUGCCGGUCACAGAGGCCCAGCAGAUGCUGUCGGCCUGUCAGGAGAAGAUUGACGUGUCCAGCACAGAGGGCUACGAGCUUUUUAUCAGCCAGCUUAAAGAAGGCCUGAGGAAUACCUCACAUGAGACAGCAGCCAAUCACAAAGUGGCCAAGUGGGCGACGGUCACGUUCCAUCUGCCUCACCAUGUGCUGAAGCUGGUGGCCGGUGCGAUCGUCAACGAGCUGAAGAAGAUCAACCAGAACGUAGCUGCCUUGUCUGUUGCCUCAUCCAUCAUGGACAGGCUCUCCUACCUCUUGUCAAGCGCCAGGCCUGAGCUCGGGGUGGGCCCCGGGCGCUCUGUGGACAGAUCUUUGAUGUACAGCGAGGCCAACAGGCGGGAGACGUUUACGUCGUGGCCACAUUCUGGGUACAGAUGGGCUCAGCCUGAUCCCAUGGCUCAAGCCGGGUUUUACCACCAGCCUGCCUCGACAGGAGAUGACAGAGCCAUGUGUUUCACCUGCAGCGUCUGUCUGGUUUGCUGGGAACCUACAGAUGAGCCCUGGUCCGAACACGAGCGGCAUUCUCCCAACUGUCCGUUUGUGAAGGGGGAGCACACACAGAACGUCCCGCUGUCGGUAACGCUGGCAACCAGCCCCGCUCAGUUUCCCAACAGUCCCGACAGUUCGGACAAGGUCGCCUGUUACGGCUUCGGCAGCUGCCCACAGUUCCUGGCUGCUGCCACCAAGCGGGGGAAGAUCUGCAUCUGGGAUGUCUCCAAAAUGAUGAAGGUGCACUUGAAGUUUGAUGUCAACCCGUAUGAUCCGGCCAUCCUGAGGCAGCUGAUUGUGUGCAGCGGUGAGCAGGGCCAGCAGGCGCUGACUGAAUCCCGGAGACCAACACUGACCUGGUUAGAGGAGUCGUCCUCCUGCUCUGACCUUCCCAAGCUGGAGGGGGACAGUGAUGACCAGCUGGAAGAUUCAGACAGUGAUGAACAUUCCCGAUCAGAGUCUGUAACGGGUCAGCCGUCCCAGUGGGAGAGCAUGGACGUCAGUCUCGGGGUGACGGCGCUGAGUGUUCUCCAGCAGCCGGAGAAGCUCCAGUGGGAGGUUGUGGCCAGCGUGUUGGAGGACACCGUCAAGGACUUGGAGGAGCUGGGGGCCAACCCCUCACUGAACCAAACCAAGGCCCACUCCCAGGCUAAAACGAAAGAUAAGGUCCCUGACCACCACAACAUUCCCUUUCCCUGCCUGCUAGCUGGAGGCCUUCUUAGCUACCGCUCACCAUCCAGCACCCCCGUGGCUGGACCCCCAUCCACAGUCCCUCCGACCCGCAGGACCACAGAUAGUCCUCUUAGGACUCAGGGCCCAGAGCCUUUCCCGGGGCCCCUGCAGGAGCACGGUCCCAUGGAAAUAGAGUCUUGUAAUCCCCAGACUGCAGCUCCAGAGCAGGGCUUCUCUAAUCUGUCAGGUUCUCAGCUCCCAAGCCCCUCCUCUCUGCCAGCUGUACGCAGGACUAUACCUGUGCUGCUGCUGUACAGCAUCAGAGAGGUGGACGACAAGUCUCCUGGACAGGUAUUUGCUCAAAUGAACAACCUGAUGAGCAAGGGGCUCCAUGAGGAGGGCUUCACUGUGCCACAGAUCAUAGAGAUGGAGUUUGAUUCUCAUGAGCAGCUGCUUCUUCAGGAUCCACCCAUCACCUACAUCCAACAGUUUGCAGAUGGAGCAGCCAGUCUGGCAGGGUUGGACGGUCACAUGGACAAAUGGAGCACGCUGGCUGCUGGAACGGUUUCCACCCCACCCCGACCCGGAGCGUUGGUCCAGUGCUUGAGGCUGCCAAAGCAGCUGGAGGAGGAGAAUCUUUACGUGGACUCCAUCACACCAUGCUGGGAUGGGGUGCACCUUCUGGUGGGCCUGCAGCCAAGUGGCUCUGAGUCUCUGAGUGCUACAAACCAGGUGGAAGCUCUGAACAAUCUCAAUCGCCUCCACUCCGCCCUGUGCAGCCAGCGCAAAGGAGACCCCCUUCAUCCUGUGGCCAAUGGAGUGGAAGGCCAUCGCCCAGGGGGGUCUCCACCUCAGACUCCUCUCAUACUACCCCCUGGAGAGCAGCAGCAGCAGCAGAGGUCCCUGAGCAGUGCAGGUGGAGGGGGGUAUCUUGCACUCUACAAGCUCAACUACUCCACUCGUAUAGUCACUUUAGACGAGGAGCCCAUCAAGGUGCAGCAGAUUCGAGAUCCCUGCGAUGCCAUCACUUCCCUCAUACUGCUUCCACCAGAUGUUCUUGACAGCAGAGAGGAUGACAGUGAGGAGACUCCAGAGGAGGCUCUUCCUUCAGCACCGAGGAACGGUUCAUCUGGACUUGGGUCAGGCCUGGCUGGCUCUGGGACUGCAUGUGGAGCAGCCACAGCCAGCAGCAGCGGAACCGUCACCAGUCCCUCCGCCUCUGCUCACAAAGAGUGCAGCAAGCGGGUGGAAGUGACAGGCCUGGGCCACCUGGUGGUCACCACGCAGGCUGGGUAUAUUAUGAUACUGGACCUGUCCACGUUGGAGGUCCUGGCCAAGGUAGAACCGCCUAAAAAAGAGGGUCCAGCAGAAGAAACGGACCCCUUUGUCUCAGUUACCUAUUGCUCUGGGACUGAUCGCCUUUGUGCCUGCACCAAAGGUGGAGAACUUCAUUUCCUUCAAAUUGGAGGUGUGUGUGACGAUCUAGAUGAUGGAGACAUGUUUAUUGAUGGCCCCCUUUCUAAAGGGGCUGAACUGCUGCUUGAGGGGGCCAAGCCCUCCUCCAACCCUUCCAGCCCUGGAGUCACAGGAGUGGACCUCCUCGUGGACCAACCGCUGACCACCGAGUGUUUGAUGUCCUUGGUGGAGAUGACGCGCUUUGAGACGUUAACGCCGCGCUUCUCGGCCACCGUGCCGCCGUGCUGGGUGGAGGUGCAGCAAGAGCAGCAGCAGCGACGCCACCCACAACACCUCCACCAGCAGCACCACGGAGACGCAGCCCAGCACACCCGCACCUGGAAGCUGCAGAGCGACAGCUCCAGCUGGGACGAGCACGUGUUCGAACUGGUGCUGCCGAAGGCCUGCAUGGUGGGGCAUGUGGACUUCAAGUUUGUCCUGAACGCCAACAUUGCAAACAUUCCUCAGGUUCAGGUCACCUUACUGAAGAACAAGGCACCCGGGCUGGGCAAAGUCAGCGAGACCGCGGUGGACAGGCAGAUCUCCUUUCCUCUUUCCAACGCCCUCCAUGCCAACGGGGAGAAGAACGGCCCACCGCUGCUCCAGGACUUCACAGACGACAUCCAGUUCAUGGACAUCGAAGAGACAACAGGCUCGGUGUUGUGUCCAUUCCUGGAGGACCACAAGGAGGACAUCCUGUGUGGUCCGGUGUGGCUGGCCAGUGGGCUGGACCUCUCUGGUCACUCUGGCAUGCUCAGCCUCACCAGCCCCAAGCUGGUCAAAGGCAUGGCAGGAGGGAAGUACCGCUCCUUCCUGGUUCACAUCAAGGCGGUGAGCGAUGGCGGUGUGGAGGACAGCCCGAGGCCCGUGGUGAGAAUGCCGAGCGCCAAGCCGCAGAGCUCCAAAGCCCACUCGCUGUCCACCCUGCUGCAGCGCGCUCAGGCGUCCAAGGAGAAGGUUUCUGCAGGGAAAACUGAGACCUCAGCACAGUCCAAGAAAGUGGAGAACCUGCGAGGCUGCGACCUGCUGCAGGAAGUUUCGGUCACAAUCAGAAGGUUCAAGAAGACGUCAGUUCCCAAAGAAAGGGUCCAACGCUGCGCCAUGCUGCAGUUCCCAGACUUUCACGAGAAGUUAUUGGAUGCUAUGUGUCGACGAACAGAGGGGAGCUCCGUCACUGAGCAUGCUCAAAGCCUUAUCCUGGACAUCCUGUGCUGGCUGGCCGGGGUUUUCUCCAACGGACCCUGCAGCAUCAGAGAAGGAAAGGAGGGCCUGCUGGUGAAAACCCGGGCCAGAUUAAUGGAUAUUGUACGGGUGUGUUUCUUCGAAGCUGGUCGCAGUAUAGCACACAAAUGUGCCCGCUUUCUUGCACUUUGUAUUAGCAAUGGGAAAGGAGACCCAAGUCAACAGGGUUUUGGCAUGAGCCUGUUGAAGGCUCUGCUGGAAAAUAUGCCUUAUUUACCUGCAGCAGCAACAGGUGGCUCGGUGUUCUGGUACUUUGUUUUGCUGAACUAUGUGAAGGAGGAGGACCUGGCGGGCUGCAGCACUUCUUGCGCUGCCCUGCUCACCGCCAUCUCUCGACAGCUUCAGGACCGUCUCACUCCGCUGGAGGCUCUGCUGCAAACCAGGUACGGUCUGUACAGCUCUCCGUUUGACCCCGUGCUGUUUGACCUGGAGGUCAGCGGUUCCUCCUGUAAGAAUGCCUUUAACAGCAGCACCGGAGUCCAGUCAGAUGAGAUCGAUCUCUCCGAUAUUCUCUCAGGGAAUGGAAAAGUGAGCAGCUGUGCAGCAGCAGAGGGCAGCUUCACAGCUUUAACUGGACUCCUGGAGGUGGAGCCAUUGCACUUUACCUGUAUCUCCACCAGUGAUGGCACACGGGUGGAACGAGAUGACGCCAGCAUGUUCACUGUGAGUACGUUUGGCGUGACCCCGACGGUGGGCGGCCUGUCGACGGGGACGGUCGGAGAAGCUUCCACCGCUCUGAGCUCUGCAGCUCAGGUGGCCCUGCAGUCCCUGUCUCAUGCCAUGGUGUCAGCCGAGCAGCAGCUGCAGGUCCUGCAGGAGAAACAGCAACAGCUGCUGAAGCUGCAGCAGCAGAAAGCCAAGCUGGAGGCCAAACUGCACCAGACCACCUCUGCAGCAGCUGCCGUUGCCUCCGGAGUCGGGCCCAUCCACAACUCUGUGCCUUCCAACCCCUCAGCCGCUCCAGGGUUCUUCAUUCAUCCCUCCGACGUCAUCCCACCCACGCCUAAGACCACGCCCCUCUUCAUGACCCCUCCUCUCACACCACCCAACGAGGCGGUGUCUGCGGCCUUCAGCGCUGAGCUGGCUCACCUGUUCCCCGGGUCCAUGAUGGAGUCCGGCCCCGUUAACCUGGCUGCACACAAGAACACGCAGAAGGCCAAACCGAGUCAUAUGGGUAGUGGUCUGGCUCUGGCCAUUUCCCAGGCAUCUCACUUCCUGCAGCCGCCUCCACAUCAGUCCAUCAUCAUCGAACGCAUGCACUCUGGAGCUCGUCGCUUUGUCACCCUGGACUUUGGUCGUCCCAUCCUGCUGACCGAUGCUUUAAUCCCGACCUGCGGCGACCUGGCUUCUCUGUCCAUCGACAUCUGGACGCUGGGUGAGGAGGUGGACGGUCGCAGGCUGGUGGUAGCCACUGACAUCAGCACCCAUUCACUCAUCCUGCACGACCUGCUGCCACCACCCGUCUGCAGGUUCAUGAAGAUCACUGUGAUUGGGCGCUACGGCAGCACCAAUGCACGAGCAAAGAUCCCGCUGGGCUUCUACUAUGGCCACACCUACAUCUUGCCGUGGGAGGGCGAACUCAAACUAAUGCACGAUCCUCUGCGGGGGGAGAGCGAGGCUGCCAGUCAGCCUGAUGUGGAUCAACAUCUCACCAUGAUGGUGGCGCUGCAGGAGGACAUCCAGUGCAGGUACAACCUCGCUUGCCAUCGGCUGGAGACCCUCCUUCAGAACAUUGACCUGCCGCCUCUCAACAGCGCCAAUAACGCCCAGUACUUCUUACGAAAACCAGACAAGGUAGUGGAGGAGGACCAGCGUGUUUUCUCAGCCUAUCAGGACUGUAUCCAGCUGCAGCUGCAGCUUAACCUGGCCCACCACGCCGUCCAGCGGUUGCGUGUGUCCCUGGGCGCCAGCCGCAAAUCACUCCCCACAUCCGGUGCUGCAGAAGCUCAGGAGCUGGUUCACAACUCGUCCACGGAGCAGCUAAGGACCAUCAUCCGUUACCUGCUGGAUACUCUGCUCAGUCUGCUGCACUCCAACAAUGGCCACUCGGUGCCCUCAGUGCUUCAGAACACCUUCCAUGCUCAGGCCUGCGAGGAGCUCUUCAAGCACCUCUGUAUCAGCGGGACACCUAAAAUCCGCCUUCAUGCCGGCCUGCUGUUGGUGCAGCUCUGUGGAGGCGAGUGCUGGUGGGGCCAGUUCCUGUCCAACGUGCUGCAGGAGCUCUACAACUCUGAGCAACUGCUCAUCUUCCCCCAGGACAGGGUUUUCAUGCUCCUGUCCUGCAUCGGCCAAAGAUCUCUCAGCAACAGUGGUGUUCUGGAGGGCCUCCUGAACCUCUUGGACAGCCUGCUGUCUCCGCUGCAGCAGCCACAGGUUGCUCCUCCACGCAGGACUGAAGGUGUUCUGGAUAUCCCCAUGAUCAGCUGGGUAGUCAUGCUGGUUUCCAGGUUAUUGGACUAUGUGGCCAGUAUAGAGGAUGAAGCCUCAGGAGGGAAGAAGCAGCUUGGAGGGAAAGAUCGGGACAGACCUGUGAAUGGUAUUCAGUGGAGCUUCAUCAACAACAGUCUUCAGUCUCAGAACUCUAGCAGGUCCGCUAAAGGCAGCAGCAGUCUGGACCGACUCUACUCACGCAAGAUCCGCAAGCAGCUCGUCCAUCACAAGCAGCAGUUAAAUCUUUUGAAAGCCAAACAGAAAGCUCUGGUUGAGCAGAUUGAGAAGGAGAAGAUCCAGAGCAACAAAGGUUCCUCCUACAAGCUGCUGGUGGAACAGGCCAAACUCAAACAAGCCACGUCCAAGCACUUUAAAGACCUGAUCCGUCUGCGGCGGACAGCCGAAUGGCCUCGCUCCACGUUGGAUGCCGAGUCCACCACAGCCAAAGAAGCCCCUGAAGUAGAACCUCUGCCCUUCACACUCGCUCAUGAACGCUGCAUCUCUGUGGUGCAGAAGCUGGCCCUCUUCCUCCUUUCCAUGGACUUCACCUGCCAUGCUGACCUGCUGCUCUUCGUCUGCAAGGUCCUUGCUAGGAUAGCCAAUGCUACAAGACCCACAAUCCACCUGUGUGAGGUGGUGUCUGAGCAGCAGCUGGAGCGACUUCUGCUGUUACUUGUGGGGACUGACUUCAAUCGAGGGGACAUCUCCUGGGGGGGUGCAUGGGCACAGUAUUCUCUCACAUGUAUGCUACAGGACAUCCUGUCAGGUGAGCUGCUGUCUCCGGGUUCUCUGGAUGCCAUGGAUGAGGUGGUGGUGGUGGGUGAGGAGGCUGGGGCGUCGUCCUCCUCAGUGGGGGUGGAUUCUGACGACUCCCUGCCCCAGCCAGCACCCAUCCCCCUUGUAGAGAGCAUCGACGAAGCCCUGGUGCCUGAUAUCAUCGCAGGUACUACAGGAACCUUUCAAAGUGCUCCACCUCUGUCAUCUUUGGAAAAAGAUAAAGACAUAGACUUUGACUUGCUACAAGACCUGAUGGAUGUUGAUAUUGAUCCUUUAGAUAUUGAUUUGGAAAAAGAUCCUCUCGCUGCCAAAGUUUUUAAGCCUAUAAGCAGCACCUGGUACGACUACUGGGGGGCUGACUAUGGCACAUAUGGGUACAACCCUUACAUCGGAGGGGUUGGUAUUCCAGUAUCCAAACCUCCGGCUGCAGCUGAGAAGCCCAGCUCACAGGGUCUGUCUGUCUCCGUGUCACAGGCGCUGGACGCCCGCCUCGAAGUGGGCCUGGAGCAGCAGGCUGAGCUGAUGCUCAAAAUGAUGUCAACCCUGCAGGCCGACUCCAUCCUGCAGGCUCUCACUUCAAGCUCAUCCGCAGUGAGUCAGCCCUCUGGUGGGACUGAUGACUCCCUGCUUCGAGCUCUCCACGGUGGAGGCUCUCCUCCAGGCAGCAGCCUCAUCGUCCAGCCCUCAUCCAUUCCCAUUCUGAGCGCCUGCUUCAACAAGCUCUUCUCCAUGCUGCAGGUCCACCACGUUCAGCUGGAGUCCCUGCUGCAGCUGUGGUUGACCCUCAGUCUCAACACGUGUUCGAGUGGCAGCGAAGAGAGCGGCUCAGACAUUUUCAUGUUCAAUGCCAGCAGAGUUCCCACCAUCCCACUCAAUCAAGCAUCCAUCAGCAGUUUCCUCACGGUGCUGGCGUGGUACCCCAACACUUCCCUGAGAACGUGGUGUCUGGUGCUGCACUCCCUCACACUCAUGACCAACAUGCCGGCCUGCGCAUCCAACAACGGGAUGAGCUCUCAGGAAAGCACAGCACAGCAGAUGGUGUCCGACCCCACCCUGGUCCACGUUCUGGUGCGGUUCCUGUCUGGCAGCAGCACUAACGGGACGAGCCAGCACAGCUCUCAGGUGGGACCCACAGCCACCCAGGCCAUGCACGAGUUUCUGAGCCGCCUGCAGGUCCACCUGUCCUCCACCUGCCCGCAGAUGUUCAGCGAGUUCUUGCUCAAACUCAUGCACAUCCUGUCCACAGAGAGGGGUCCGUUUCAGUCAGGCCAGGGCCCACUGGACGCCCAGGUGAAGCUGCUGGAGUUCACUCUAGAGCAGAACUUUGAGGUGGUGUCAGUGGCCACCAUCUCCUCCGUAAUUGAGUCCAUUACCUUCCUGGUUCACCACUACAUCACCUGCUCAGAUAAGGUGGUCUCCCGCAGCGGCUCGGACAGCUCGGUGGGUGCCCGGGCUUGUUUCGGGGGUCUCUUCGCCAACAUCAUCCGGCCAGGUGACGCCAAGGCGGUGUGUGGGGAAACGUCACGUGAUCAGCUGAUGUUCAACCUCCUGAAGCUGGUCAACGUGCUGGUGCAGCUGCCUCUGUCCGGAGACCGGGAAUUCAGCGGGCGGAUGCCGCCGGUUGGCAGCGGGGCGGCGGACAGCAGCGUGUCAGACGAAGAAAAGGUCUGCGGCAGCAAAGAGAGCGUGGCCGGCGGAUCCUCAACCACUCAGGGUCCUCCUGCAGGCGUGGCUGACCUGGUUCUGGCUAAUCAGCAGAUUAUGAGCCAGAUCCUGUCAGCCCUGGGCCAGUGCAACAGCAGCGCUAUGGCUAUGAUCAUCGGAGCCAGCGGCCUCCACCUCACCAAACAUGAGAACUUUCACGGUGGCCUGGAUGCCAUCUCUGUGGGUGACGGCCUCUUUACCAUCCUCACUACUCUGAGUAAGAGGGCCACCUCUGUCCAGGUCAUGCUGCAGCCCAUCCUCACAUACAUGGCCUGUGGAUACAUGGGCAGACAGGGGUCUCUCUCCACUUGUCAGCUGUCUGAGCCUCUUCUGUGGUUCAUCCUCCGGGUGUUGGACACUAGCGAGGCUCUGAAGGCUUUCCAUGAUAUGGGUGGUGUCCAGUUGAUCUGUAACAACAUGGUGACCAGUACCAGAGCCAUCGUGAACACCGCACGCAGUAUGGUGUCCACCAUCAUGAAAUUUCUGGAUUCGGGUCCUGGAAAGGCUUCAGACAGCAACCUUAGAGCCAGAGUGAUGACUUCAGAGCCAGACAACGCUGAGGGACUCCACAAUUUUGCUCCUUUAGGUACCAUCACGUCUAGCAGCCCCACAGCACAGCCAGCAGAAGUCCUCCUUCAGGCAACUCCACCCCACCGUCGGGCACGCUCAGCAGCCUGGUCCUACAUCUUCCUGCCCGAGGAGGCCUGGUGUGACCUCACCAUCCACCUUCCAGCUGCGGUGCUGCUGAAAGAGCUUCACAUCCAGCCACACCUCGCUUCUCUAGCCACCUGCCCUUCCUCCGUCUCGGUGGAGAUCAGUGCAGACGGUGUCAACAUGUUGCCGCUCUCCACACCGGUCAUUACUAGUGGGUUAACAUACAUUAAGAUCCAGCUGGUGAAAGCAGAGGUUGCGUCCGCCGUUUGCCUGAGACUGCACCGGCCUCGCGAUGCCAGCACCUUGGGCCUGUCUCAGAUAAAACUCCUGGGUCUCACAGCGUUUGGUAACACCUCCUCUGCAACCGUAAACAACCCCUUCCUGCCGUCUGAGGACCAAGUCUCUAAAACCAGCAUCGGGUGGCUCCGUCUUCUCCACCAUUGCCUGACCCAUGUCACUGACCUGGAGGCCAUGAUGGCCAGCGCCGCAGCACCCACGGCCAACCUGCUGCAGACGUGCGCGGCUCUGCUCAUGUCUCCGUACUGCGGCAUGCAUUCGCCCAACAUCGAGGCUGUGCUGGUGAAAAUAGGCCUGCAGUCUACGAGGAUCGGACUGAAGCUCAUCGACAUUCUGCUGAGAAACUGUGCUGCCUCUGGCACCGACCCCGCCAACUUGAACAGUCCUCUGCUGUUUGGGCGGCUGAACGGCCUCUCCUCGGACUCCACCAUCGACAUUCUGUAUCAGCUGGGAACUACACAGGACCCUGGAACCAAAGACAGGAUCCAGGCUCUUCUGCAGUGGGUCCACGAUUCUUCUCGGGUGGCAGCCCAUAAAAUGAGCGGUCCGUUGGGAUACACUGGUGCUGGCUCUUCCUCGGCUUCUUCCAGGGAGUAUGGCCUCCUCAUGCCGUCUCCGUCCCACCUGCACUGUGUGGCAGCCAUCCUGUGGCACAGCUACGAGCUGCCGGUGGACUACGACCUCCCCGCGCUGCUAAACAGAGAGCUCUUUGAGCUGCUGUAUAACUGGUCCAUGUCUCUACCUUGUAACAUCGUGCUGAAGAAAGCCGUGGACAGCCUGCUGUGCUCCAUGUGUCACAUCCACCCAAGCUACUUCUCCCUGCUCAUGUCCUGGAUGGGGAUUGUCUCAGUGCCCAGCGCCAAUCACUCUCAGGCUCAGCAGCGCCGCCUCGCCAUGACGGACGAUGGAAAAAAGCAGCAUGACGCCAAUGCUAACGCUGCAGGUCUGACAGAUGACUCCAAACACGCCAGGCCUCCCGUUAAUUUGUCAGAGUCCCAGUUAACCACGCUGGCAGCCGCCUCCCAGUCUCCAGGAGCAAUAGAGCAGCUGCUGGACUCGGGCCUGCCUUCUCUGCUGGUUCGCAGCCUGGCUCAGUUCUGCGUGGGCCUCCUGGUUAGUGCCGACCUCCCCCUGCCCACUGCUCAGGCUGACAGACGACACCACCAUCACCACUACUACUCGCCCUCAUCCUCGCACGGCCGGCCACCGCUGGCCGCAGAGCUAGCCGCUCCAGUGCUGCGCUUCCUCACAGAGGUAGGCAACAGUCACGCCAUGAAGGACUGGCUCGGCGGACCAGAGGUCAACCCGCUGUGGACUGCACUGCUCUUCCUGCUGUGCCACUCCAGUGCCAGCGCCGGUUCUGGUACCAAUAUCGGCUGCCAGCCUCUGAACACCGGAUCUGCAGCGGGCCCCCCUCCAGCUCAGCCUCUGCACUCAGGGUCACGGUUUUCCCUGUCGACUUCCGGGCAGACGGGAGGUCUCACCACCCAACAGAGGACGGCUCUGGAGAACGCCACCGUGGCCUUCUUCCUGCAGUGCAUCUCCUGUCAUCCCAACAACCAGCGGCUCAUGGCUCAGGUUCUCUGUGAGCUCUUCCAGUCUGCUCCUCAGCGAGGCAACGUACCCAUCUCUGGAAACAUCUCAGGCUUCAUCCGAAGACUUUUUCUGCAGCUCAUGCUGGAAGAUGAGAAGGUCACGGUCUUCCUGCAGUCCCCCUGUCCGCUCUACAAAGGACGCAUCAACGCCACCAGUCACAUGAUCCAGCAUCCCAUGUAUGGUGCAGGCCACAAGUACCGCACCCUCCACCUUCCCAUCUCCACCUCGCUGGCUGAAGUCCUAGAUCGUGUGUCUGACACUCCCAGCAUCACAGCCAAGCUGAUAAACGAGCAGAAGGAGGACAAGGAGAAGAAGAACCACGAGGAGAAGGAGAAGAUGAAGGCUGACAAUGGUUUCCAGGACAACUACAGUGUCGUUGUGGCCUCAGGUUUAAAGUCCCAGUCCAAGCGGGCUCUGUCAACCCCUCCUCGGCCUCCAUCACGGAGGGGUCGCGUCAUGAGCGACAAGCUGACCGCUUCGUCUGGCGUGGACCCCUCAGCGAAAACCAUCAGUGUCCCCGUCUUCCAUCUUUACCACAAGCUUAUUCCUGGUCAGCCGCUCCCGCCUGAGAUGACCCUGGCUCAGCUGCUGACACUCCUGUACGACCGCAAGCUGCCGCAGGGCUACCAGUCCAUCAACCUGACAGUCAAACUGGGCUCCAAGGUCAUCUCUGACCCGGGCCUUUCAAAGACCGACUCUUUCAAGAGGCUGCGCACGGAGAAAGUGGAUCACUGCGACAUGCUGAACAGCUGUCCUGAGGACGAGCCCAUGAUGGCUGGUGAGGAAUGUCUGGAUGCGGCUACAGACGAGUCCCUGCUGGAGACGAACCCCAUCCAGUCCCCGCUGCAGGUGUUCGCUGGCAUGGGCGGCCUGGCCCUCAUCGCAGAGAGACUGCCGAUGCUCUACCCCGACGUCAUUCAGCAGGUCAGCGCCCCGGUGGUGCCCUCAGCCACGCAGGAGAAGCCCAAAGACAGCGACCAGUUUGAAUGGGUGACCAUCGAGCAGUCCGGCGAGCUGGUGUACGAGGCGCCGGAGUCCAUAGCUGCAGAGGCACCGCCCAUCAACAAGCAGCAGUCGCAGUCAUCUUCAUCAUCAUCCUCCUCAGUGCAGACCACGUCUCCCAUCCCCGCCCACUCGUUGGCGGCGUUCGGCCUGUUCCUGCGCCUGCCGGGGUACGCCGAGGUGCUGCUGAAGGAGCGGAAGCACGCCCAGUGUCUGCUGCGCCUGGUGCUGGGCGUCACGGACGACGGAGAGGGCAGUCACAUCCUGCAGUCUCCGUCGGCCAACGUGCUGCCCACGCUGCCUUUCCACGUCCUCCGAGCGCUGUUCAGCAGCACCCCUCUGACCACCGAUGACGGCGUUCUGCUGCGCCGCAUGGCUCUGGAGAUUGGCGCCAUCCACCUCAUCCUGGCCUGCCUGUCAGCGCUCAGCCACCACGCCCCUCGCAACCCCAACGCCAGCAGCAGCGUUUCUGAGCCACAGAUAUCCAGUUGUCAUGGUGGGGGGACCAGUGAGGAGCAGCAGCUGUACUGGGCCAAAGGAACUGGUUUCGGCACCGGUUCUACAGCCUCAGGCUGGGAUGUAGAACAGGCUCUCACCAAACAGCGGCUGGAGGAAGAGCACGUCACCUGUCUGCUCCAGGUGUUGGCCAGCUACAUCAACCCAGCAGGCUCGAGCGGCUGCCACGGUGCUGAUGCCUCCUCUGCAGACGGCAGAGCUCACAACAGCUCAGCUCUGCCAGCAGUCCUGCAGGAGUUGCUGAGCCAGUCCUGCCUCAUCCCUGCCAUGUCCUCCUACCUACGCAACGACUCAGUGCUGGACAUGGCACGCCAUGUGCCGCUGUAUCGGGCGUUACUGGAGCUGCUGAGGGCCAUUUCCAGCUGCACUGCACUGGUCCCACUGCUGCUGCCGCUGUCUGGAGACCAGGGCCAAGAUGAAGAGGAGGAGGAUGAAGAGCACUCCGAGGGUCAGGCCUCUGUAGGAAUGCUGCUGGCAAAGAUGAAGACAUGUGUGGACACAUAUACGAAUCGGCUCAGGUCAAAGAAAGAUAAAAGUAAAGGUGUGGUGAAAUCGGACGGCUCGGACGCGGAGCCUGAAGGUUUGACUCUGCUGGUGCCCGACAUCCAGAGGACGGCUGAGAUCGUGUAUGCAGCUACCACCAGCCUGCGGCAGGCCAACCAGGAGAGGAAACUGGUAGAGUCUUCAAGGAAGGUGUCGAGCCGACCCAAGCCGCUGUCCAUACUCCGUUCUCUGGAGGAGAAAUAUGUUGCUGCAAUGAAGAAACUCCAGUUUGACACGUUUGAAAUGGUCUCAGAGGACGAGGAGGGGAAGCUGAUGUUUAAGGUCAACUACCACUACAUGUCUCAGGUUAAGAAUGCCAACGACACAAACAGCGCCGCCAGAUCUCGCCGCCUGGCCCAGGAAGCAGUCACCCUGUCCACAUCUCUGCCUCUGUCCUCGUCUUCCAGCGUCUUCGUCCGUUGUGAUGAGGAGAGGCUGGACAUCAUGAAGGUUCUCAUCACAGGCCCGGCUGACACGCCAUACGCCAACGGCUGCUUCGAGUUUGAUGUGUACUUUCCCCAGGACUAUCCCAACUCCCCCCCACUGGUCAAUCUGGAGACCACGGGGGGACACAGUGUGCGCUUUAACCCUAACCUCUACAAUGACGGCAAAGUGUGUUUAAGUAUCCUGAACACAUGGCACGGGAGACCCGAGGAGAAGUGGAACCCUCAGACCUCAAGCUUUCUACAGGUGCUAGUGUCGGUGCAGUCCCUCAUUCUGGUGGCUGAGCCCUACUUCAACGAGCCGGGGUAUGAGCGCUCCCGUGGGACCCCCAGCGGCACCCAGAGUUCCCGCGAAUAUGAUGGAAACAUCCGGCAGGCCACCGUGAAGUGGGCCAUGCUGGAGCAGAUGCGCAACCCGUCGCCGUGCUUCAAGGAGGUGAUCCACAAGCAUUUCUACCUGAAGAGAACGGAGAUCAUGUCUCAGUGUGAGGAGUGGAUCGCUGACAUCCAGCAGUACAGCAGCGACAAGCGGGUUGGCCGCACCAUGUCCCACCACGCCGCUGCGCUGAAGAGACACACGGCUCAGCUCAGAGAGGAGCUCCUCAAGCUUCCAUGUCCCGACGGCCUGGAGCCCGACGGGGACGAGUUCUCGGAGAAGAGUUCCUCCCUGAUCCUCAAAGAGCUGCCCGCUCAGGAAGCAGAGAACCCCGGCGGCAGUCAGGACAGCCACUGCAGCGAGGGACAGCUAUAAGCCCCCCUCCCUCCCUCCUCCAGCAUCUCCUCCUCCUGAUGAUGAUGAAGAUUACUCUUUCAGAGACUUUCAGAUGGCUUCAGAGUGCGAGCCGUUACUUUGUCAAUAUUUGUAUGUAAAGAUCUAGUAGCAGAGUAGCCGAAGGAGGAUCUGAAGAGACGAACUCUGAACUAUGCUACGCCCUCAUCACAGAGUCAACAGACUUUUAUUUACCUGUAAAAGAGUGUAAACAUUUUGUGCUUUUUCCAAUUGUGAAAUAACCACUGAUUGGUAUGUUAUUAAACUUGUUUAUGUAUACAUAAUUCAGAGGAAAAUGACAGAUUAUAUAAGGGAAACUACCUUUAGAGAAGAAUGUUUACUGAAUGUUCAUUUAUUUUCUUUCUUGUUGACUGAUAACAGCUGUAACCCAGGACAUACUGGUCAUUCUGAGGAUCAUUAAAAAAAGAAAACAUGCAGGUAACAGAAUGAGAGAUAAAGCCCCGCCCCCGGACCCUCCUCCAUCGCUACGUGGGAUUUCUCCAGGAUCAUCUCCACGUAAAGGACCUUCUUCAGUGCUUUUGUUCCCUUUUCCAGAUGAAACGGCUCCACCUGCUUCAGAUAAACAUCGGUUGCUACUCCCUCCGUUUCCAUGAUGCUUUUCCAUCGACAUGAGCGUAGAUCAGCGGACUGUGUCGGGGCCACAUGGAAACCUGUUUUUAAGGCUUGUGCAUGUGUGUUUUCUGUGCGUGUGCAACAAUCCCCAGUGAGAUGCAAAGCUGUGAUGUGCCUUUGAUCUACACCGUACCACCAAAUACUCCAACAGAGUACCUUUACUCAUUUCUUUGCUCUUUCUACAGAAUCUGCUCCGUCUGACAUGAAAGAAACUGCUUUGAUCUUUUUUUAUUAUGUUAAACUCCAAUGAACAAAGAAAAAAAUGCACUUUCUAUUUUACUCACUCCUUAGAGCGGUCACAUACUCCUUUUGCUAGGACAUUAAAUGGAGCUUGAAAGUAA
Molecule: messenger RNA, 16175 nt
Organism: Melanotaenia boesemani (Boeseman's rainbowfish)
Lineage: Eukaryota; Metazoa; Chordata; Actinopteri; Atheriniformes; Melanotaeniidae
Gene: birc6
Product: baculoviral IAP repeat containing 6
Exons: 73
Coding region: 196-15183 (4995 amino acids)
Biological process (GO): apoptotic process; regulation of cytokinesis; negative regulation of apoptotic process
Cellular component (GO): nucleus
Molecular function (GO): cysteine-type endopeptidase inhibitor activity; ubiquitin conjugating enzyme activity
Source: RefSeq, a predicted model, not a curated record